Molecule: messenger RNA, 1838 nt
Organism: Vigna radiata var. radiata (mung bean)
Lineage: Eukaryota; Viridiplantae; Streptophyta; Magnoliopsida; Fabales; Fabaceae
Product: endoglucanase
Exons: 4
Coding region: 101-1798 (565 amino acids)
Molecular function (GO): hydrolase activity, hydrolyzing O-glycosyl compounds
Source: RefSeq, a predicted model, not a curated record
CUUUGCCGGUUGAAUAAAUAAAAAUUAAAGAAGAGUGAUAUAUAUGUCAUAAUAACAUACAUAAGUGAGUGUUUUUGUGGUGUAGAGUGUAUCAUAUGAAAUGGAAAUGGGUAGUAGGUGGUGGUGGGUGGCGGUUUUCACCGUUUUCUUUCUGCCGGUGAUAAUAAUCACGACAGUGUUGUUGCCCGGAGCUACAGUGAAAGAUGUUGAUACCACAGGGGCGGGGACGGGAUUUCUUCAAACGGAUUCCCGAUGGAUCGUGGGCCGAGAUGGGCGAAGGGUGAAGCUGGCGUGUGUGAAUUGGGUUUCCCACUUGGAAGUUGCGGUGGCGGAAGGGCUCAGCAAAAGGCCCGUGGAUUCCAUAUCGAAGGAAAUAAAGUCCAUGGGCUUCAACUGCGUGAGGCUCACUUGGCCCACUCUUUUGGUGACCAACGAUUCUCUGGGUUCUCUCUCCGUUAGAGCCUCGUUUCAGAAGCUGGGCCUCCUUGAAGCCGUGGGCGGAGUGCAGAGCAACAACCCCUCCAUCAUCGAUCUUUCCCUCAUCCAAGCUUUUCAGGCAGUGGUGAAGAGUGUUGGAGACAAUGGUGUGAUGGUGAUUUUGGACAACCACCUGACCCGGCCAGGAUGGUGUUGCGGUAACACAGACGGCAAUGGCUUCUUCAAUGACAAUUUCUUCAACCCAGAUCAGUGGAUAUUGGGCCUCACCAAGAUGGCCACCCUUUUCAAGGGAGUUACCACAGUCGUAGGUAUGAGCUUGAGGAAUGAACUGCGAGGAUCUAGACAGAAUGCUAAUGAUUGGUACAAGUAUAUGGUAAGAGGAGCAGAAGCAGUUCAUGCAGCAAAUUCAGACGUUCUUGUCAUUCUCUCUGGUCUAAAUUUCGACACAGAUUUAUCAUUUAUUCGAGAUCGACCAGUGAGCCUAACGUUCAAAGGAAAACUAGUAUUUGAGGUGCACAGAUAUGGCUUCACUGAUGGUCAAGCUUGGGUUGAUGGAAACCCAAACGAAGUCUGUGGAAGAGUGACAAAUAAUAUAAGGCAAACAUCUGCAUAUUUAUUAGACCAAGGAUGGCCAUUGUUUGUGAGUGAGUUUGGUGGAGAUUUGAGAGGUACUAAUGUUAAUGACAAUCGAUACCUUACUUGCUUUUUGGCAUUGCUAGCUGAGCUUGAUUUGGAUUGGGCCUAUUGGUCACUUGUUGGGAGUUACUACUUUAGAGAAGGUGUUGUAGGAAUGGAAGAGUUUUAUGGAGUUCUCACUUGGAAUUGGACUCAAGUUAGGAGUAUCAGUUUCUUAAACAGAAUCAGUGCACUCCAACUUCCAUUUAGAGGACCAGGAAUCAUAGAAGGAAAUUCACACAAAUUGAUGUUUCAUCCCUUGACAGGUCUCUGCAUCAUAAGAAAAUCAGAGCUAAAUACACUAACACUGGGUUCUUGUUCUUCUUCUGAUGGUUGGAAAUACACAUCUCAGAAGACUUUAUUGGUAAACAAUACAAACUUAUGCAUACGUGCAGAGACACAAAGGAAGCCUGCAACACUUAGCAGUGCAUGCUCAGAUUCUAACUCUAUAUGGGAAGUGAUAUCAGAUUCGAACAUGCACCUUUCAUCUAAACUAAGUGAUGGUUCUAAUGUAUGCUUAGACGUAGAUGAUAAUAACAUUAUUGUGACUAAUACUUGUAAAUGCUUGAGUAAAGAUAACAAGUGUGAACCUGGAAGUCAAUGGUUCAAACUUCUUGACAGUGGAAGGAGGUCAAUCUCAACAACCUCCAUUUCAGAAUCAUCAAACCUUUUGUGGGAACUUUAGGAAAUUCUGUAUAAUGUUAAUGUCAUGAAAUGUAUCCUUU